CAAGACACAUUUCUCGGCGAGGGUUUACAGAUUUGCACUCUCUCUCUCUCUCUCGUUCCCUUUCUGUGUAUGAAGCUGACGAGCUCUCACCAGCUUUGCCGUCGAAUUCUGGGCCGGAUCUUCGAUUAGUUCAAAUGAGAUGGCAUCUUCGCAUAAUGUCGAGUUGGAGGCGGCAAAGUUUCUCCACAAGCUCAUUCAAGAUUCCAAAGAUGAGCCUGCCAAACUUGCCACAAAGCUUUAUGUGAUAUUACAACACAUGAAGUCAAGUGGGAAGGAACAUUCCAUGCCAUAUCAAGUGAUAUCAAGGGCCAUGGAGACUGUUAUUAGUCAACAUGGUCUUGAUAUUGAAGCUUUGAAGUCAUCACGCCUUCCUUUGUCUGGUGGAGCUCAAACAGGGUCUUCUCAGGCUGUUGGAGUUUCAAAAGAUUCCAAAACAGGUUUGGCCGAAAAUGAGAUGUCUAAUAUGGACCCGUUUUCUACAAGCAGACCACCUGUUGGCCCUAGCAGUACAGGGCAGGAUUAUUAUCAAGGCUCUACUACUCAUCGGAGUAGUCAGUCUUUUGAUCAUGAAAGUCCAUCUAGCUUGGACUCUAGGUCUGCCAAUUCACAGUCACAAGAAAGGCGUGAUACAGCAAACUGGGACAAACAGGUGAAUCGAAAGGAUGGUAAAAAAGCCACCACUAAGAGGAAGAGGGGAGAUACAUCCAUACCUACAGAACCACAUCUUGAUAACCCUCAACAUCUUGAUACUCGAAAUGCUAUAGUUAAUACGAGGAAGGGAAAGAUAAACAAGGUUGAACCACCGGCUGGUUUCCCAAUUAAAGGUGGUGAAAAUGCUAAUUUUAAUAUUGCUCCAAGUAGUGGUCAAAUGGAACAUUUUACAUCUUUCUCUGGAAGCAUGAGACCACUGCUUAGAGCCAAGCAAGAAGGUCAAAAUUUGAUAGAAAAGCAGUUGGAUUUGACAAACACUAGCAAUUCGAUGUCUCGGGCUCCGAAUGCAAAACUCCCUGAAGAAAUGGAAGUUUCUUCUACUCAUAAUGCUUUAGCACAGCAGCAGGCUGCUCCUGUACCUCUUACACAUGACACUAUGGGUGUGUGGAAUCAAAGUAAAGCUGGGUUUCCAUUUGAUAAGUCUCAAGUUCCCAGGUUUUCUUCUAAUGUUGUUGUCCCAAGUAAUAUGACAGCAGAAAUUCAAAUGCAGCAGUUAACAUCUCCAUCACCUGGAUCAAGUUCUUUUGGCAAGAUUCAAGGAGGUGUUCCAGUUACAUCUAGUUCAUAUCAAGUGGCAGAACCAAGAUUCUCAAGUCCAAUGCAAUACAGUGGGGCGAUGCCUUCAACUGGAAAGGUCUCUGAGCAUGAUGGAGGAAAUACUAAUAUAUUAGCCGACGCAAAUAAGAUAUUUCAGGCUGGAAGGCAAAAUAGUGCAUUAGAAAUGAGUAUGCUGAGAAGUGCAGCUGUGAGGGAUACUGGUAAAACUCCAGUCCACCUGGCUUCUGGCUCUCCUGGCAUGCCUUUCAAGGAACAGCAGUUGAAACAGCUCAGAGCGCAGUGCCUUGUCUUUUUAGCCUUUAGAAAUGGUUUGAUGCCAAAGAAACUUCAUCUUGAAAUUGCACUGGGAAAUGUUUUUCCUAAAGAAGGUGGCAGUACGGAUGGGCCUCGAAAAGAGUUCAUUGACCAUAAAGGAAAAACACAAUUUUCAAAUGAGCCAAACAGCAUUUCUGAUUCCACUACACCAUAUGGAAGACUUAACAAUGAGAGGGAAACUGAUAAAAUGCUUCCCGGUGCCUCAUCCACCGGAAAAUUCCUGGAGACUGACUCUUUGUCAAAAGAAACUGAGAACCCAAAUAUGGAAGAAAAGAAUGGCCCACCUCCGGAUCUCUUUGUUCUCGCUGAAGAAAAAAAGCAUCUUCUUGUUUCACAAAAACCAGAAUCUGAGACACAGACCCUGGAGACCACAGCCUCACCAGCAUGUUUAACCAUGACAUCACAGCAGCCUGAAUCUUCAGGUGCAAGGAGUGGUUUACCUGUUAGUAAUCCUGUGGAAAAUAUGGAAAAUGGACAUUUGCAAGUUGGAAGGGUUAACCAAACUUCUUCCCUAAUGGGUAUGAAUAAGCAGAAUUCUGAGAUAAUCAGCUGGACUGGAGUUGGCAAUCAGAAUGAAGUUUCCAGGGGACUGUUACCAGCCUCUGCUGGUCAGCCAGAGUUGGUGUCUGAAAGAAACAAUAAUGCACCUGGUCAGUUCCCAAAUCUUGGUAGCAGCAGUGCUCUGGGUAGUCAACAUACUGAUAAUCACCCGACUUCUUUUUCAUUUGGAGAUCGUUGGAAACCAAUUUCUGGAAUUGGCAAUGAUCAUCACUCAGCAAGUGCAUCAAAGGACGCUCACAUGAUGCCAAAACACGUUUCUCAUGGACAAGUAAAGGAAGAUAACCGUACUGAUUUGCCACCUUCACCAAAAUACACUAUGUCAGAGAAGUGGAUUAUGGCUAAGCAGAAAAAGAAGCUUCUGGAUGAACAAAAUUGGACUCUAAAACAGCUAAAAGCAAGGCAAAAAAUUGCCACAUGUUUCCACAAGUUAAAGGAAAAUGUGAGCUCAUCUGAAGAUAUAUCUGCAAAAACCAAAAGUGUUAUAGAACUGAAAAAACUACAACUCUUCGAGCUGCAACGCCGUCUCCGGAGUGAAUUUUUGAAUGAUUUCUUCAAACCAAUCAAUACUGAAAUGGAUCACUUGAGAAACUGUAAGAAAUUUAGACAUGGUAGGAGGAUAAAACAACUUGAAAAGUUUGAGCAAAAGAUGAAGGAAGAGCGACAAAAGAGAAUUCGGGAGAGGCAAAAGGAGUUCUUUGGUGAAAUAGAGGUUCACAAGGAAAGACUGGAUGAUGCGUUUAAAAUUAAAAGAGAGCGGUGGAAGGUUUUCAAUAAAUAUGCGAAGGAGUUCCACAAAAGGAAGGAACGCAUCCAUCGUGAGAAGAUUGAUCGGAUUCAACGUGAAAAGAUAAAUUUAUUGAAGAUCAAUGAUGUGGAGGGAUAUCUGCGAAUGGUGCAGGAUGCCAAAUCUGACCGUGUUAAGCAACUUCUCAAAGAGACGGAAAAAUAUCUUCAAAAGCUCGGAUCCAAGCUACGAGAUGCAAAGGCUGUGGCAAGUCAAUUUGAGCAUGAUAUGGAUGAAAGUGGAAGUGGAGGUGCUACUGAGAAGAGUGAGCCUAGUUGUGAAAAUGAAGAUGAAAGUGAUCAGGCAAAGCAUUACAUGGAAAGCAAUGAGAAGUACUAUUUGAUGGCUCAUAGUAUAAAAGAGAAUAUCGCGAAGCAGCCAUCUAUUCUUAAUGGUGGAAAAUUGAGAGAGUAUCAAAUGAAUGGCUUAAGGUGGUUGGUGUCUCUAUACAACAAUCAUUUGAAUGGUAUACUUGCUGAUGAAAUGGGUUUGGGUAAAACUGUUCAGGUUAUUUCUUUAAUUUGUUACCUGAUGGAAACAAAAAAUGAUCGAGGACCUUUCCUAGUGGUUGUGCCAUCUUCAGUGUUACCCGGAUGGGAAUCAGAAAUUAACUUUUGGGCCCCUAGUAUUCUUGGGAUCGUCUAUGCUGGGCCCCCUGAGGAGAGACGUAGGCUAUUCAAGGAAAGAAUAGUUCAACGGAAAUUUAAUGUCCUCCUUACUACAUACGAGUAUCUGAUGAAUAAGCAUGACAGACCUAAACUAAGCAAAUUACACUGGCAUUAUAUAAUAAUCGAUGAAGGCCAUCGGAUAAAGAAUGCUUCCUGCAAGUUAAAUGCUGAGUUGAAGCAUUAUCAAAGCUCUCACAGAUUGCUGUUAACUGGAACUCCACUGCAGAAUAAUCUCGAGGAGUUGUGGGCGCUACUAAAUUUCUUGUUGCCCAAUAUUUUUAAUUCAUCAGAAGAUUUUUCUCAGUGGUUCAACAAACCAUUUGAAAGUAGUGGUGAUAGCACAGCUGACCAAGCCUUACUCUCUGAGGAGGAGAAUCUAUUGAUCAUAAACCGUCUUCACCAAGUUCUUCGACCAUUUGUCCUUCGGAGGCUGAAGCAUAAGGUUGAAAAUGAACUACCCGAAAAGAUUGAGAGACUUGUAAGAUGUGAGGCUUCUGCUUAUCAGAAGCUUUUGAUGAAGAGGGUAGAAGAUAAUUUGGGUACAAUUGGAAAUUCCAAGGCCCGGUCAGUGCACAAUUCUGUUAUGGAGCUUCGAAAUAUAUGUAAUCAUCCAUAUCUCAGCCAGCUUCAUGCAGAGGAGGUUGAUACCUAUAUACCAAAGCAUUAUCUGCCACCAAUUAUAAGGCUUUGUGGGAAGCUUGAGAUGUUAGAUCGAUUACUUCCCAAGCUAAAAGCAACAGAUCAUAGGGUUCUUUUCUUUUCCACAAUGACUAGGCUACUUGAUGUUAUGGAGGAAUAUCUCAACGGUAAACAAUAUCGGUACCUCAGGUUGGAUGGACAUACAUCUGGGGGUGAUCGUGGUACCCUUAUUGACAUGUUCAAUAAACCGGAUUCUCCCUUUUUUAUAUUUCUUCUCAGCAUUCGGGCUGGUGGUGUUGGAGUAAAUCUUCAAGCUGCAGAUACAGUGAUAAUAUUUGACACUGACUGGAAUCCGCAGGUUGAUUUGCAAGCUCAAGCAAGGGCUCACAGAAUUGGCCAGAAGAGGGAUGUGCUUGUUCUUCGAUUUGAAACAGUUCAAACUGUUGAGGAACAAGUCAGAGCUGCAGCUGAGCACAAACUGGGAGUAGCGAAUCAGAGCAUUACUGCUGGUUUCUUUGACAACAAUACAAGUGCUGAAGAUCGAAGAGAAUAUUUGGAGUCCCUUUUGCGUGAGUGUAAGAAAGAAGAAGCUGCACCUGUAUUAGAUGAUGAUGCUUUAAAUGAUCUCUUAGCUCGCAGUGAGCCAGAAAUUGAUGUAUUUGAAACUAUUGACAAAAGAAGACGGGAAGAAGAGAUGGCAACAUGGAGGAAAUUAGCAUGUGUUCAAGGCAUGGAUAGUUCUGAAACUCUGCCUCCUUUGCCUUCUCGCCUCGUUACAGACGAUGACUUGAAGGAGUUCUGUGAAGUAAUGAAGGUAUAUGAGGUGCCAAAGACUGGUGAAGUGUCUAAUGUCGGGGUAAAGCGGAAGGGUGGGGCUCUUGGGGGCCUUGAUACUCAACGUUAUGGCAGGGGCAAACGGGCAAGAGAGGUGCGUUCAUAUGAAGAACAAUGGACAGAAGAGGAAUUUGAAAAGUUGUGUCAGGCUGACUCACCUGAUUCCCCCACAAAAUCAAAGGAAGAAUUUUUGGAGUCAAACUUGCCAAAAGAUGACAGUGGGUCUGUGGUGGCUGUUUGUAAAACAGAACUUCCUGCUCCACUUCCACCACACUUACCAUUACCGUCUGUGGAGCUGCCCCAGAUACAGCAAAGUAAAGAGGUUACACCACCAGCUAAACGAGGCCGUGGAAGGCCAAAAAGAGCAACACUGGAUCAAUCACCAACUGCGAUGGCUCUUACAGCACCUUCUGGAACUGUCAAAGUGGAUACUGGGUUACAGAGAGGAGUGGUGUCGAGCCCUGUAACAAAUUCAGGCCCUGAUUCAUCACCUAGUUCUGUUAAUGUACAGGGUAUUGGUGGAAUUGUACAACCUAAUAAUAUCGUGGCCUCACCUAGCUCUCAGCCAACUGCUCCUAAACCUUCUGUUACUCCUGGUUCUCAAACGACCAUUGUCAGCCCAUCUGCAUCAACACAAGUAAGAGGACAAGGUCGGAAAACUCAAAGUGGAUUAGAAGCACCCAGGCGUAGGGGAAAGAAACAGGUGCCACAAUCACCUGGUGUUUCUGGUGGAUUAGCUGGUUCUGAUCCAAAACAAAAUGAAGUAUCACAGAACACAUCUGUGAACCCAUUAGAAAAUCAAGCCAUUGGCAUGAGCGAAACUGUUUCUUGUACUUCUGCAGUCCAACAUCCUGAUUCUUUACCUGGUUCUGUUCCUUUACAAGGUGCCAAUGGGACUGAUCAUCAAGUUGGUGGUGCAAUGGCUUUGACUUCUCAGCCAACCCUUCCUUCCCCAUCUGUUGCUCCUUCCUCUCAAUCUUCUCCUUCCCCUUCUGUACCUGUGCAAACGAAAGGGCAAAACCGGAAGGCUCAAAGUGGCGCAGGAGCACAGCGGCGUAGGGGAAAGAAACAGGUGCCAGUAUCACCUGCUGUUCCUGAUGUGUUAGAUGCUCAGGAUUUAAAACCAAAUCUGCAACCACAGGAUAAACCUGGAGAUUUAUCUGUGAGCAAAGACAGUGCUGCGAGAAGUAAGCAAGAGGCUGAUGGUUUACCUGGUCAGAAUCUGAACUCAACUGAAGAAUCAGUAAAUUCAACUGAAGCCAAGCAGACAAUAAGCUCAUCAAUGAUACACGAGACUGCCCUCAGAACCCUGGGCCCUGCGACAGGGGAAAGCCUAAAUGUUAUUGCAUGCAAUGCUACUGUGACAAAAGAGGCUUUGCCUGAAAGUUGCUCAUCCAAACCUAAGAAUGACAAGGUUUCAGGGAAUGAAGGUGCUGCCAUACCAGCUGAGGUGAAUAAGAGCCAGAGUUUGGAGGAUAAAGCUUGUCCAGCUAUUGCAACUUCCAUAACUGCGGCUCCAGCUCAUACUCCUUUAACUGAUUCCUUUCCCAGUUCCACUGCUGUGGAAAACACCAGUGAGACAAAAUAUGACGUUGCUAAGAUUGCUCCUAGCUCUCAGUCAACGCCUUUGUACCAUUCUGUUCCUCUGGCAUCUCAAUCUAUCACUCCUUGCCCUUCCGAAUCACUAGAAGUCAAACGGCAAGGUCGAAAGACUUCAAACAGAGCAGAAGCACCCCGUCGUAGGGGAAGGAAGCAGGCUCCGGUGUUACCUGCUGUUUCUGAUGGUCCAGCCGGUCAGGAUCCAAAAUUAAAUUCUCAAUUACAGAAUGCAUCUGCUGUUACAAUGGGAAGUAAGUCUGUUGCUCCGAGAAGUAAGCAAGGUACUGAUGGACAGGAACUGACAAAUGCUAUUCAGGCCCAGACAAGCCAAGUGCAUUUGGCUAGCAGUUUAGUGGGUCAUGAUCCAAAAAGAAAAGAGCAGUCAGGCUAUUCUGCCCACAAUAGGCAACCUACAAACUCAACAUCAGCACUUGACAGUGCUGCUGGAUCCUCUGAUAAGAGUUCUGCUUUGGGCCGCAUCCAGACUGCUGAUGUAAAUGAUGUUGCUCGUGUGAUGAAGGAGGUCUUUUCUGGAACAAUUUUGUCAAAAGCUAAAAUUCCUGAAACUUUUGGGAGAGAAGGUAGGGUUGCCCCCUGUAUACCUUUAUCAAGUAAGAUUCCUGUGGACACAGCCAAAAGCCAAUGUUUGGAGGAUAAAUCAUGUCCUACUCUGCCAACUUUGGAAACAGCAGCUCAUGCACUUGACCUUACUGGGACUGAUGCAAAAGGGGAGAGGGACAAGACACCUGCUUUGAAUGAAACCCAUGUUCCCAUCACUAAUAUGGACCAACCUGAAAGCAAGACGGCUGUGGGCUCCAUCAAAGAAUUGAAAGGUUCGAAACAACUUUCUGUUGAUGGCACAACUAGGGUGAGUAAGACUGUUUUUCAACCAGUGUCUCCAGAUGUUGAUGUGACUGCUUCUAGUAUAGGGGCCUGUGGGAGUGAGGUAGGUUCAUCUUUGGUAUUUUCAAGUAGUGUUGAGCAUCCUCAGGUGAUUGGUGGAAACAAAACUGAAUCUUUGUCAGGAGAGUCUCCUAAAUCCUCUUCUGUUGAUUUAAGUGACAAUAAGUGUCCUACGAUUUCCAUGAAUACUGACAAUGCUAGUCUUCAUCUUGGAUUGACACCUCCUGUUCCUGAGGGCCCAGUUGAGUCAGGUGUGGUGGGCCCUCCUGCUAUGAUUGAUUCUGAAAACAAGAUAGAGCCUUGUGUUAAAGAGCAUCCAACAUCUCCUCCUUGUAAUGCGGCCAGCCUUGAGUGCGCUCCCCUAAUUCCCAAAGAUUCUGAUGAUGUUAGCAAUCAUUCUAAAGACACUUCACCCAUUUCUGCAAGUCCAGAUCGUUCAGCUGUCAUUCCUGAUAUUCCUGAAAUGACUGAAACAAAUGCCGUAGACAAAACAGAGCCUUCUUCCAAAGAGUCUCGAGAAUCUUCCCCUCAUGAUAAUGUAUCCACAACAUUUGAAAUCGUUUGUCCAGGAGAGAGUGCACCCAUGUCUGUUGGUUUAGAGGAUUCGGAGCUUCCUGGCAUGGCUGAGAAUGACACUGGAGAAAUGGUUGAGUCUGCUUCAAAAGGUUGUCCAAAAUCUUCUCCUGUUGAUAUAAGCCAUGAAAUUUCCACAACUAUUACCACAAUCCCAAAUAUUGUGUUUGGUGGGGGUUGUAUUGACAAGGUUGAUGUGCCUUGUACAGAAUCUGAAGCUGCUAAUUGUUCUGGUGAAGGUAAUUUUUUGAAUUCUGAAAUUUCCUUGAAGGCUGAUGAUUUCGAAGUCACUCUUGGGUCAGCUGAUGUUGCCUCGGGGCAUAAUACUAUGCAUGAUAUUCCUACUGAAAAGGGCAUCUUGGAACUUCGAACUGAUGUGAUUGAGGAUGGUAGUAUUGAUGUGUGCAAUGUGGAAGUUGUCCCCUCCGAGGGUGAUCAAAUGAAUGUUUCUUGUGUUGGUUGUUAUCCAUCUGCAAAAGUAUCAGACACGAGUUUACCUGCAUCUUCAUUGUUAACUGUGGGAGAAAUCAAUGACUCAUCUGAUAGAGGUCAAGUUGACAGCUAUGUAUCACAGGAGAACCCAAAAAGUUCUGGUGCAGCAUUGGUUGUUUCUCAGGAUGAUGGUUUCGUUUCAGGAGAUAGAUCAGAAAUCUUACAGUCAUCUUCCUUGGUGGAAGAGGAACCAGUAGGGGGCGCAUCUGUGAAGUGCCAAAAUUCCAGCUCGUCAUCUUCAGAGGAAAGGAAAGAUUCAGUUACUGAAAAGGAUGUUAUUUUGUCUGAGGAACUUAUACCAAAAAACUUGGAUGUUCCUUUAUCUUUAAUUACACAGGAAGAAAAUAUUGAGGGUUCAUCGGAGGAGAGGCCAAGUUGCAGUUCCAUACUACUGGAUGAUUCAAAAGGUCCUGGAGCUUUAACAGUUGUUCAAAUUGAUUUAUCUCAGGUUUGUGAAACUUUGCAAGAGAAUGUUGUAUCAGAAGGUAUGGAUCCACCUUCAUCUUCCUUAGUGACUGGAGAAGAGCCGACUGAGGAAAUAUCUAAGAAGAAUCAAGUUUGCAGAUCUGUACCUGUGGAGGAACCAGAAGUUUCUAGAGCUGAAAGAGAUGCUCGAAUUGAUUCGUCUCAGGUUGAUGGCAUUUUACCGCAAAUGGUUGUGGACAACUUAGGUUCUCCUCUAUCUUCUUUAGUGACAGAGGAAGGAAAGAUUGGGGACUCAUUGGUAAAAUGUGUAAUUGGCAGUCCAGUACAAAUGAAAGAAGAAGACAAGAUUGAUGGAAUAUCUAUUAAAUGUUUAAGUGGGAAUUCAGACCUACUGGGAGACUCACAAGGAUCUGAUGCUGAAAUGGAUGUUUCUCAGGCUCGUGGGUUUCUAACAGACACUGAAAGUGUUAUUGUGCCUUCAUCUUCUGCAGCAGUUAAGGAAGGAAAGAUUGAGUGCUCAUCUGAGAGGGGUCCAGUUAACAGAUCAAUAGUGCUGGAGGAAACAUCUGAAGAUUUAGUUACUGAUAAUGUGGUUGUUUCUCGGGUUGGUGUGUUUGUGCCCAAAAAUAUGUUAGAAGCUGCGGUUCAACCUUUAUCUACUUUGACAAAAGAGCAGGAAAAGACUGAGUGCUCUUCUGAGAAGGAUCAAGAUGGCAGCUCAGUACAACUGGAUGAACCAAAUGGAAAGGAAGAUGAAAUGGAUCAAAUGGAAACGCCCAGAUAUUCUGGGGAUUUGCCAGACUGUAUUGUAUCAGAAAGUGUGGAUUUGGAAGAGAAGAUUCAGGGCUUAUCUGAGAAGGAUCCUGUAAGCAGCUUAGCACCACAGUUGGAAUCAAAGGUUUCUGAACCUGAGAUGGUUGAUCAUUUGGAUGCAUCUAAGGUUGGCGUGAUGCUGCUGGAAGAAGCUAUUUCAGAAAACGUUGACCUGCCUGCAUCUUCCAUGGAGACUGAAGGAAAAGAGGUAGUAGGUCCAUCUGAGGGAAAAGUUGGCUGCUCAGUGAUGGAGGAGGGUUCAAAAACACCUGUAGCUGAAAUGGUUCCUCAAGUGAAUGCUUCUGAUGCUUGUGAGAGUGUGCAAGAAAUUGUAUCAGAAAACAUGGAUCUGCCUCUGGUUAACUCAACCAUAGUGGUUGAUAGUGUUGAAGGCUCAUCUGAUGCAGUGCCUAUAGGCAGCACCAAAUCACCAGAGGGGUUGGAGUCUGAAGCUAAAAUUGUUGAUGGUUUUCAGGUUUGUGGGACAUUGCCAGGAAAUGUUUCUGAAAACUUGGAUCAGCUUCCAGUUACCUUGGCCAUAGGGGGCGAUAAUGUGGAAGGCUUAUCUGAGGCAGGGCCUAUAGACAACUCCAAUUCACUAGAAGAGUCAAAAUCUGAAGCUAAAAUUGUUGAUGCUUCUCUGGUUUGUGGGACAUUGCCUGGAAAUGUGUCUGAAAACUUGGAUCAGCUUCCAGUUACUUUGGCCAUAGGGGGGAAUAGUGUUGAAGGCGUAUCUGACGCACGGCCUAUAGACAGCUCCAAAUCACUAGAAGAGUCAGAAUCUGAAGCUAAAAUUGUUGAUGCUUUUGAGGUUUGUGGGACAUUGCCAGUGGAUGUGUCUGAAAACUUGGAUCAGCUUCCAGUUACCUUUGCCAUAAGGGGUGAUAGUGUUGAAGGCUUAUCUGAGGCAGGGCCUAUGGACAGCUCCAAAUCACUAGAAGAGUCAGAAUGUGAAGCUAAAGUUGGUGAUGCAUCUCAGGUUGCUGGGACAAUGCAAGAAAAUGUGUCUGAAAACAUGGAUCAGUCUGAAGCUCCCUUGACCAUGGGGGGUGAUAGUGUUGAAGCAUUACCUGAGGCUGGGCCUGCGGUUAGCUCCAAAUCACCAGGGGAGUCAAAAUGUGAAGCUAAAGUUGGUGAUGCUUCCCAGGUUUGUGGGUCAAUUCCAGAAACUGUAUUUGGAAACCCAGAUCAGGCUCUAGUUACAUUGGCCAAGGAGGGUGGUCACAUUGAAGGUUUAUCUGAGGCAGGGCCUGCAGGCAGCUCCAAAUUACCAGAGUUAGAAUCUGAAACUAAAGUUGUUGAUGAUUCUCAGGUUUGUGCACCAAUGCCAGAAACUGUGCCCGAAGCUGAAGUUGGUGGUGACGUUGAAGGUUUAUCAGAGGCAGGGCCUGCAGGCAUUUCCAAAUUACCAGAGUUAGAAUCAAUGCCAGAAACUGUGCCCGAAGCUAAAGUUGGUGAUGACAUUGAAGGUUUAUCUGAGGCAGGGCCUGCAGGCAGUUCCAAAUUACCAGAGUUAGAAUCUGAAACUAAAGUUGGUGAUGAUUCUCAGGUUUGUGCACCAAUGCCAGAAACUGUGCCCGAAGCUAAAGUUGGUGAUGACGUUGAAGGUUUAUCCGAGGCAGGGCCUGCAGGCAGUUCCAAAUUACCAGAGUCAGAAUCUGAAACUAAAGUUGGUGAUGAUUCUCGGGUUUGUGCAUCAAUGCCAGAAACUGUGCCCGAAGCUAAAGUUGGUGAUGACGUUGAAGGUUUAUCUGAGGCAGGCCCUGCAGGCAGCUCCAAAUCACCAGAGUUAGAAUCUGAAGCUAAAGUUGGUGAUGAUUCUCAGGUUUGUACGUCAAUGCCAGAAACUGUGCCUGAAAACCCGGAUCAACCCCAAGUUAACUUGGUCGUUGGGGAUGAUCAUGUUGAAUGCUUAUCUGAGGCAGAGCCUGUAGGCAGCUCCAAAGCACCAGAAGAGUUAGAAUCUGAAGAUAAAGUUGGUGAUGCUUCUCGGGGUUGUGUGGCAACGCCAGAAAAUAUGUCUGAAAGCAUGGAUCAGCCUCCAGUUAUCUUGGCCAUUGGGGGUGAUGGUAUUGAAGCCUUAUCUGAUGCGGGGCCUGUAGGCAGCUCCAAGUCACCGGAGGAGUCAGAAACUGAAGCUAAAGCUAGUGGCGCUUCUCAGGUUUGUGGGACAAUGCCAGAAAAUGAGUCGGAGAACAUGGAUUUUGAGCCAUCUUCAACAGCACAGGAAGGUCAAACUGUGGGGUCAUCAUCUGAGAAAUCAGGUGGUAGCUCAAUGGCACAGCCCGAAGUUGAAUGAGUAUCUUGACUAUAAUUUGUACAGCUUGUUAGACCAUAAAAACAUAUAUAUUCAGUGAAGUAUAGUUUGCCCUUUAUAAAGGGGUAAUAUUUAGUUUCCAAUUAGUGUGUAGAUAGAGUAUUUAUAUGACUUCUUUUGUCGAACUGUCUUCCACAAACUUGUCACUGGGAUUUAAACUUUUACUGGCGCUGAAUUUAGAUGUCAGCAGCUAACUUUUUGUUAACCUGAUUAUCUCCUUUCUUUAAGAAUUUGGAGCCUAAAUUUCGCUC
Messenger RNA from Prunus persica (peach), 12444 nucleotides. Its product is annotated as chromatin structure-remodeling complex protein SYD. Gene Ontology annotation, biological process: positive regulation of transcription by RNA polymerase II. Lineage: Eukaryota; Viridiplantae; Streptophyta; Magnoliopsida; Rosales; Rosaceae. The record is from RefSeq and is a predicted model, not a curated record. Gene Ontology annotation, molecular function: DNA binding; ATP binding; histone binding. Gene Ontology annotation, cellular component: nucleus.